AAGUGGCUCGUCAGCGCCGCCGACAGAUCUCGGUGGAGAAGCUUUCGAGUUGAGUUGCUGGUUGUCCACGAGGUUCUCUGAGUUCGCUCCCAAGCGCGUCUGCAAUUCGAAAUGUCGCACCCAUCCCCGCAAACUAAGCCCUCCAACCCCAGUAACCCCAGAGUCUUCUUUGAUGUGGACAUCGGAGGGGAGCGAGUUGGUCGAAUUGUUUUAGAAUUGUUUGCAGAUAUUGUACCCAAAACUGCAGAAAAUUUUCGUGCGUUGUGUACGGGAGAAAAGGGCAUUGGACCCACCACUGGGAAACCUCUCCAUUUCAAAGGAUGCCCUUUCCAUCGAAUUAUUAAGAAAUUUAUGAUUCAGGGUGGAGACUUUUCAAAUCAAAAUGGGACAGGUGGAGAAAGUAUUUAUGGUGAAAAAUUUGAAGAUGAAAAUUUCUAUUAUAAGCAUGAUCAGGAAGGUUUAUUGAGCAUGGCAAAUGCGGGCUGCAAUACAAAUGGUUCUCAGUUCUUUAUCACAACAGUCCCGACUCCUCACUUGGAUGGGAAACAUGUGGUAUUUGGCCAAGUAAUUAAAGGAAUGGGUGUGGCAAGGAUACUGGAAAAUGUAGAAGUGAAAGGUGAAAAACCUGUCAAAUUGUGCGUUAUUGCAGAAUGUGGAGAAUUGAAGGAAGGGGAUGAUUGGGGCAUAUUCCCAAAAGAUGGCUUUGGUGACAGUCAUCCAGAUUUCCCUGAGGACGCAGAUAUAGAUUUAAAAGAUGUAAAUAAAAUUUUACUAAUAACAGAAGAUGUAAAAAAUAUUGGAAAUACUUUUUUCAAAUCCCAGAACUGGGAGAUGGCCAUUAAAAAAUAUACAAAAGUUUUAAGAUAUGUGGAAGGUUCAAAGGCUGUUAUUGAGCAAGCAGAUAGAUUGAAGCUGCAACCUGUAGCUUUAAGCUGUGUGCUGAAUAUUGGUGCUUGUAAACUGAAGAUGUCAGAUUGGCAGGGAGCAGUCAACAGUUGUUUGGAGGCUCUUGAAAUAGACCCAUCCAAUACCAAAGCAUUGUACCGUAAAGCUCAAGGAUGGCAAGGAUUAAAAGAAUACGAUCAAGCAUUGGCUGAUCUAAAGAAAGCUCAGGAGAUAGCACCAGAAGAUAAAGCUAUCCAGGCAGAAUUGCUGAAAGUCAAACAAAAGAUAAAGGCACAGAAAGAUAAAGAGAAGGCAGCAUAUGCAAAAAUGUUUGCCUAAUAAGAAAUUCAGUUUUACUCAAAUAUGCAUUGAUUGUUGUAUAAAGGCAAUAAGAAAAUUUAAAGGUUUUUGUCUGUUAUAUGUGAUCCCUGAUGUGUUUCCUUUGAUACUUCAGUUUCCCAUUGUUUACAAUGUAGAAUACCAAAAAGAGUUCACUCUUAAUAAAACAGUGUUACAAAAUA
Molecule: messenger RNA, 1406 nt
Organism: Ailuropoda melanoleuca (giant panda)
Lineage: Eukaryota; Metazoa; Chordata; Mammalia; Carnivora; Ursidae
Gene: PPID
Product: peptidylprolyl isomerase D
Exons: 10
Coding region: 112-1224 (370 amino acids)
Biological process (GO): protein folding; protein peptidyl-prolyl isomerization
Cellular component (GO): cytoplasm; cytosol
Molecular function (GO): peptidyl-prolyl cis-trans isomerase activity; protein binding; cyclosporin A binding
Source: RefSeq, a predicted model, not a curated record